Molecule: messenger RNA, 1500 nt
Organism: Penicillium manginii
Lineage: Eukaryota; Fungi; Ascomycota; Eurotiomycetes; Eurotiales; Aspergillaceae
Product: class I SAM-dependent methyltransferase
Exons: 4
Coding region: 1-1500 (499 amino acids)
Biological process (GO): mitochondrial respiratory chain complex I assembly
Cellular component (GO): mitochondrion
Molecular function (GO): protein-arginine omega-N symmetric methyltransferase activity
Source: RefSeq, a predicted model, not a curated record
AUGAAUUCCGUCACCAGGCGCAUCGCGUUGCACGCCUUGCGGAGGUCUCGCAAUCCGGUAUUGUCACCAUAUUUACGACGAUGCAACUCAACAUUUGAACAAAGACAAUGGUCGACGCCCUUAGCACGUAUAUUGGCCAGUGCUAUGAAGGUCACAGGUCCUAUUCCCAUCUCAGCCUUUAUGCGCCAAGUUUUGACCUCACCGGAAGGAGGAUACUACACCACCCAAGAAGGCGGAGCUGUUUUUGGUAAACAUGGUGAUUUCGUCACUUCGCCCGAGAUCUCACAAGUGUUCGGCGAGUUGAUUGGUAUCUGGACAAUUGCGGAAUGGAUGGCACAGGGCCGGACGAAAAGUGGUGUGCAACUGAUGGAGGUCGGCCCGGGCAAGGGGACUUUAAUGGAUGAUAUGCUGCGGACAUUCCGGAAUUUCAAGAGCUUCUCUUCCAGCGUUGAAGCUAUAUACCUCGUUGAAGCUAGUCCGACAUUGCGACAGCUUCAGAAAACAACCCUUUGCGGCAAAGAGGCGGUCAUGGAAGAAACGGAUAUUGGUCACCGGAGUGUGUGCAAAUACUUUGAUGUACCCAUCAUCUGGGUCGAGGACAUUCGCUUGUUGCCACACGAGGAAGGAAAGACCCCCUUCAUCUUCGCACAUGAAUUCUUCGACGCGCUUCCUGUCCAUGCCUUUGAAUCUGUCCCCCCAUCUCCCGAGAACGAACCUCAGCAGACGGAGAUCAUGACUCCUACCGGGCCGCAGAAGCUACAUGAACCAUUGAAGGUUGCUAACACUCCUCAGUGGCGAGAGCUCCUUGUCACCUUGAAUCCCAAGGCCGUUGAAGAAAACAUCGAGGGCGAACCCGAAUUCAAAUUGACCAAGGCGAAGGCCUCGACCCCUAAUUCCCUCGUCAUCCCCGAAGCCUCCGACCGCUACCGGGCGCUCAAAUCACAGCCGGGCUCGAUGAUUGAAGUCAGCCCAGAGAGUCGCAUCUAUGCCGCAGACUUCGCCCGUCGUAUCGGUGGUGACGGUGCUCCUCGGUCUGGGAAGGCUGAUGUCCAAGAACCAGUUAAGAAGACCCCUUCAGGAGCAGCCUUGAUCAUGGACUACGGGACUGCAUCCACCAUUCCGAUAAACUCUCUACGUGGUAUUCAAAACCAUGAAAUUGUCCCGUUCCUAUCGUCGCCGGGUCAGGUUGACGUCAGUGCGGACGUUGACUUCACUGCUCUUGCCGAAGCAGCUCUAGAAGGAAGUGAGGGCGUUGAGGUUCACGGCCCUGUGGAUCAGGGCGACUUUCUUUCAGCGUUGGGAAUUGAAGAGCGUAUGCAACAGCUUCUUCGGAAGGUCAAGGACGAAGAGCACAGAAAGACUUUGGAAACUGGCUGGAAGAGAUUGAUUGAGAAGGGCGGUGGCUCUAUGGGCCAGAUCUAUAAGGUUAUGACCAUUGUUCCGGAGAACGAUGGCCAGAGACGUCCUGUUGGAUUUGGAGGGGGUAUUGGAAUGCCUUGA